AUGUUCACAUUGCUCGGCCUCGACGUUACGUCGGACGCUCGCAUGCUGCGAGUGAUCGCUGCUCUCUCCUCCUCCUCCUCCUCCUCCUCCUCUCAAGAUGAGGAUACAGAAGCUGGUCAGCUUCAACCCAGCCCAACAUGCCCGGAUGCUCCGGUACAGAUCGCUCUCAUCGUGCGAGACCAAAUGCCGUCCGGGGAGAGAAGAGCUGCUGUCGUGCGCAAGACAGUCUUGCCUGAUGGAUCCUCCUUCACUGUUGGCCUUGAGGUGCCGAUUCCAGAGCCGGGAGAGCACACCCUGAAUGUCUCAGUCUGCCCGGUAGAGGAAGAUGGAAGCGUCGGCUUGCCGUUCUUUGAGCCUCAGGAUGUUACCUGCACAGUUGAGGCGCCGAGGCUUCCCCUCCCUCGUCUCCAGCAGAAGGAUGCUCUUGUUCUCUGUGGGGUCGAUAUCCCCAAGGAGGUCAGUGACGGCAAGUUGCGAGUCAUCGUCGCGCUCAAGAGAGUUUGGAACGACGCUCCCAGGGAAAUCGCCCUCAUCGUCCGCGAUCUGCAGCCCGACGGGGUGAGGAGAGCGGCCGUUGUCUACAGGACCCUUGGAGAUGACGCUGAAGCUGUCGGACUCGAAGUGCCCCUUGGUGAAGCUGGCGCCCACGUGCUGACUGUGCAAGUCGCCAAGGUGGUGAACGGAGAGAUGGAAGAAGUGUUUCGGUUGGAUGACAACGUCGUGUAUGUUUCUAACCCUCCUCCGAGCGUUGUUGUUGAGGAUGAGAACCUUGCUGUGUGCGGCGUUGAUGUCCCAGAACAUGUGGAUCAGGGAACUUUCCGAGGGAUCGUGGCUCUGCAGCGCAAGAGGGCCGCCGCCCCUGAGAACAUCGCCCUCAUCGUUCGUGACAUUCUCCCGGACGGUACUUCGAGAGUUGCUGUCGUUCGCAAGCAGUUUGUUGACAACGAGCUCAAGACCAUUGGGAUCGAGGUGCCGAUGAACGAGGCCGGCGAUCAUCUCGUUGAGAUCUGCGUUGCUGAGAGCACCCCAUACGGCAACUUCGAGAUUUUCCGCUUCCCACCCCGCAAGGUCUCUGUUUCCAACCCGCCGAUGCCCAGGAUCGCGGAGAAGGACAGUGUCGUGCUCUGUGGCAUCGACAUCCACGGAGCGCGAUGGCCCAACUUGAAGUCUAACGUGGUGAACAAUGGCCGCCUGCAAGUGAUCAUGGCGAUCGCUCGUACGUGGGAGGAUGCGCCCAACAAGUUCGCGCUGGUCGUGAGGGAUGUGACGGACCCCAACGAGGUCCGCAAGGCUGCUGUGUUCAAGACAUCGGAGGAUCUGGAGCCGUUCACGAUCGGGUUGCACGUGCCCCUUGCGGAGGAAGGGAGGAGAUUGUUGGAGGUCGAGGUGGCUGCAGUGGUGGAAGGUGGUCUGGAGAAACUCUUUUCUGUGCAGCAGAUUGCUAUCGAUGUCAUCGCCCCGGCCGUGGAGGAGGCAGCUGUGGAGGAAGAGUCGGGCUCAGAGGACGUUGUCUCCUCUGUUGACUCCUGCAGCGAGACGACGGAGGAGGCCGUGCUUGUCCAGCCCGAGUUCAAGGAGCGAGUAGCUUGCAAGAAGAGCGUCCUCCCUCUCAAGGCCACGUUCUCGUCGCAGGAUGCCGACUCGGUGAUCCGCAGGCUCUCUGUCCCCGUGGAGUUGGACGAGGAGGAGGUGCCCGUGGAAGGAUUCUCUGCAGUGACGGACGCGCUGGUGUAUGCCUUCAGGAACGAGCUGAAGAUGGGAUGCGACGACGUGAAGAUCUCUUACACAGACGAGGACGGUGACGAAGUGAUGAUCUCUUGCGACGAGGAGCUCGGUCUCGCAAUGCAGCAGUUCCGUGACGCUUCCGUGAUGAGGGUCAAGUUGCAUGCGUGAGCAGAUGAUGGGAAGGGCGAGGAGAGGAGAGGAGAGGAGAGGAGAGCUCCGACGCUUCAGUGUUGUCUGCUACGAUCGUCGUUUGUUGUGUUUAGAUACAAAAUAGAAACAGAAAAUUUCU
Guillardia theta CCMP2712 is the source of this 2014-nucleotide messenger RNA. RefSeq lists its product as hypothetical. The coding region runs from base 1 to 1893 and encodes 630 amino acids. NCBI's taxonomy places the organism in Eukaryota, Cryptophyceae, Pyrenomonadales, Geminigeraceae. The record is from RefSeq and is a predicted model, not a curated record. The transcript has a single exon. Gene Ontology annotation, molecular function: protein binding.